This is a messenger RNA of Umbelopsis ramanniana AG, 1815 nucleotides long. RefSeq lists its product as uncharacterized. Bases 15 to 1631 code for a protein of 538 amino acids. Gene Ontology annotation, molecular function: protein binding. The transcript has a single exon. NCBI's taxonomy places the organism in Eukaryota, Fungi, Mucoromycota, Umbelopsidomycetes, Umbelopsidales, Umbelopsidaceae. The record is from RefSeq and is a predicted model, not a curated record.
CACCGUUCUAUCUCAUGAGUCAACUGGCCACUUUCCCCCAUGAGCUCUUGACCAAGAUCAUGUCCCAUUUAAACAAUGGUGACAUAUUGAAUUGCGUGUAUAUAAACAGAAAUUGGAAUUAUGUUGCUUGUGCCUACUUCUUGUAUCGAAACCUGCGCCUUGCCAAUACACGAACGUUGAACGCCUGCUUGGAUAUGAUGGAUCAGACCGCACUGAAAAGAAACUCUCCAGGGCAACAAAGCGAAUAUUCAGGCAGAAACUAUGGGGCAUAUGUGAAAUGCGUGGACCUGUCAUACGAUGGUUCCAACAUGGUCCUGGAUGAAUACAAGUUAACUCGACUAGCAACCCACUGCCACAACUUGGAAAUACUGAACAUUCGGAAUAGCCACGAUCUACGAGAUAAAUGGGUGGCUGAGAUAUUAAAGAGAUGCCCACAUCUAAUCCACAUCAACCUCUCCGGAUGUGGGUUCCUGACAUCAAGGUGCUUAGAAAGCACCAACGCCGUAAAGAUUCGACAAAACCUCCAGGUCCUCAACACAAUAUUCUGUUAUCGAUUUUGGCCAACGUCAGUCCACAUGACAUUUCCAUCGCUCACAGACCUCAAGCUUCAGGUCAUGGACAUGUCUGGUUUCACUGUGGUACGCCAGCUAGUGGCAGCUUGCUCCAACUCUUUACAAUCGCUAGCCAUCAUAUGGCGUUAUCGACUCAGUAUCGAGUCCGUAUUUGCAUCAGCAAGCAUCAACCAAAUCUUACAAAACGUACCCAAGCUCAAAAGACUUGCUUUAGACUGUCAGACCGGAGAGUCGUUAGAAGUGUAUCAGUUUCCCACCACCCUGGUUGAACUUCAGCUCUACUGCCUGUGCGCCAAGGUCACCGUGACGGCGGUUGAAAAUCUCAGGAACCUAAAGCGACUUUUUCUCAAUUACACUUUCAUUUCCCAAUCAACCAUACAGCAAGUCUUGGACGCGAACGGUAGAACGCUGGAGGCUCUUGGAUAUAAUGAAGGCUCUGGAAGACCUUUGACAAAAGCACUCCUGGCUCCAUGCGUAAAUCUGCGUAGCUUGCAAACGACACUGGCUCCCGGCCCAAGUCUUAUUAAUGUCAUUGCUGACCUCUAUCGUCAACGCCUUGAGCAUUUGUCAAAUAAAUGGGAAGGUCACACAUACAUCCCAAGUGCCUUUAAACCCAUUGAAGGAUUAUGGGAGCUGUUAACCUCUAGUCCAUGGCCAAGAAUUCGAUCGUUUGACAUUGUUAAUGCGGUGGUGACAAAAGAUAUUCUCUACAAAUUGCCUGAAGCCUUUCCUAACGUCGAGUACCUUGGGUUCAUUGUAUCCUUGGAACAAGAUCUUUCUCCUGACGAAUGGAUCUCCUACUUCUCCUUGUUCCCAAAUCUGAAAGGUAUUGGUCUGCGACAGGACCUCCGCAUACCGUACCAUGUGAGCGAAUUUUGGAAUGGACGAUAUCUCAAGAAGUUUCAGAGUGCGUAUCAAGACUGGUCUAUGAAUGAACAAUAUUCAACAGAGAACAUAUGCCCUAUACGCAAUCCAUUUGAUACUUGGCCACAAACAAUGAUAUUGCAUACCAUGUCCCGCGAUUCUCCAUCGAGCACCACCAUCCAGCCACUUCAGUAAAGAAUUUCAUCAGGAUAGUUAUAGAGUGUUUAAAUGUUGAUAGAAAGUGUUGCAGUAGCAACAAACUUGGUGAAGAAAUCUAUCCUGAUAUUUACCUGAUGUGUACUGUAUUGUACAAAAACAAAUAUAAAAUGCCUCAUGAAUUUUCACACAACACGUAAAUAAAAUGCGUUAAUAAUCCGGC